AUGUACGGCCUGUAUCUGGAAGCCGUGAACGAUUACAUCAACGAGUCGUACGGCGAGGACGUGUGGCGGCUGAUCGAGAACCGUGCCGAGAUCCCACACCUCAAGUUUGUGCGGCACCAGAUGUACAAUGAUAACCUGAUCCUGCGGUUGGCGAAGGCGGCGGGCGAGGUGUUGGGGAAGACGCAUGACGAGCUGAUGUACGCGUUUGGAGUCUACAUGGUCAAAAGAAUUGGCAACUAUGGAUAUGAACGCAUUCUCAAGGUGACACAGAGGCCUAGGGAUACAGAGGCCAAGCUUCUGGUCGAUGGUCGAUGUGGGUGUUGGAGGAUUGGGGUUUUGUCCAUUUCCUGGGAUUCGUCCUCGUCCAGCAGGCUCAAUAGGGUGGUGGGGGAGGACCUCUCCUCCCUGUAG
Knipowitschia caucasica is the source of this 411-nucleotide messenger RNA. The record is from the annotation of a GenBank genome assembly. NCBI's taxonomy places the organism in Eukaryota, Metazoa, Chordata, Actinopteri, Gobiiformes, Gobiidae.